CUCGCAUAACAACUAUCUUCUCCCGGCGCGCGCUUAUUUUAUUUUCAAAACACCUGUGACUGAAUCUUUUAGUUUUUUAAACAUUUAAAGCAAUUUUCUCUAAUUUACAAACAAUAAUUAAUAUAAUUUCUUACAACUUACUCAAUACGCAAAUAUUCAAUUACCAAACAUGACAAAUUCAAAUGAAAACACAACAACAGCUGCGAAUCAACAAAAAGCCAUUGAAAAAGCAGCUCGCUCUAAAAAUCCCCUCGAAACUCAACCAGAUGCAUUCAAAUAUUCCAGUUCAAAUGGUGACUACACUCUCUAUUGUAAGAACAAAUCAGACAUGGAUGCGAAAACCCUCAAAUGGGCCUUCAAGCUGGCCGAAAAGAAUGUCGGACCAUUCUACAAAGAAUCAACUAUGGGUUGGCAACCAAAAAUCAAACAAAACGAUUUAAACAAAAACUGGGCCAGGUAUUUGGUGGCUCUGGACAAGUCGAAGAAUCCCGUCGCCUAUGCCAUGUUCCGCUUUGAUCUUGACUAUGGAAAUGCUGUCUUAUAUUGUUAUGAAAUGCAAAUCGAGAAAUCCUUCCAACGACAAGGUUUGGGAAAAUUCAUGAUGACUGCUUUGGAAAAUUGUGCUAAGCACUGGGAAAUGGAAAAGGUUGUUUUGACGGUGCUAAAAAACAACCCAAUUGCUGCGGAAUUCUUCCGUAAAAUUGGUUUUGUUCUCGACGAAACUUCUCCAGAUAUCCUGGAGAAGGCUGAAUAUGAAAUCCUAAGUAAACAAAUAAGAUAGAUCAAGCUUAAAAUAAGUAUAAUGUUAUAUGUUUUUUAUUAUUAUUAAACUUUUAUUUUAAAAUACAUAAAUACGCAUAAAGUAAGCACCGUAAAU
Messenger RNA from Eupeodes corollae, 877 nucleotides. RefSeq names its product N-alpha-acetyltransferase 40 (gene Naa40). The record is from RefSeq and is a predicted model, not a curated record. The transcript is spliced from 2 exons. Gene Ontology annotation, molecular function: histone H4 acetyltransferase activity; protein N-terminal-serine acetyltransferase activity; histone H2A acetyltransferase activity. Lineage: Eukaryota; Metazoa; Arthropoda; Insecta; Diptera; Syrphidae. Bases 170 to 781 code for a protein of 203 amino acids. Gene Ontology annotation, cellular component: nucleus.